Mauremys mutica (yellowpond turtle) is the source of this 1271-nucleotide messenger RNA. RefSeq lists its product as uncharacterized. The transcript is spliced from 4 exons. Gene Ontology annotation, cellular component: nucleoplasm; cytoplasmic stress granule. The record is from RefSeq and is a predicted model, not a curated record. The coding region runs from base 146 to 1057 and encodes 303 amino acids. Gene Ontology annotation, molecular function: RNA binding. Lineage: Eukaryota; Metazoa; Chordata; Testudines; Geoemydidae.
GGCAGGGUGUAUUAAGUUCCCCGCGAGAGGUAGUGGGGAGGGGGCUGUGUUGUGGGCGCCAGGGGCUCUCCGGGGUGGCCAGGCUCCGUGGGGCAGGGGUCCCGUGGGGCAGUUCCGCGGCAGGGCAGGUGCGUGGGGCGGGGCCAUGCAGAAGGAGGAGCUGGGGAUAGACGAGAACCGCGACCCCGAGCCAGAGCCGCGGCUGCUGGGGCUGAAGAAGGAGAAGUGCCGACCCGAGGGGCUGGAGGGGCAGCUGCACAACCUCACCAACCGCCUCCCAGCAGGCACCUGGGAGGCCAACGGCCACGGCCCGGAGGCUGCGGAGGGAGGUGCCCCCCUGAGCCCCUCCAACACCCUCAACAUCCGCAACCUGCAGCUGUCGGAGCGCGAGGCGGGGCCGCCCGCCCCCCCCCGCUACCCUCACCGCUACCACCCCCACCCCCGGCCCUUCCCCGCCGCCCACCGCCGGAGCUACCGCCCCGGGGCCAAGGAGUGGGGGCCCAGCGCCAAUGGGCACGGCCCCGGGGAGGGGCGGGGGGGCUGGGCUUUCCGCCGGCGCCCCCUCCCUGAGCCCCCCCGCAGCCCAGAGCGCGCCGGCCAAGCCCCGCAGGACGCCGAGAAGGCGCCGGAGCCGUGGGCCCUGUUCCGCCCGCCGCCGGCGUUCCCCGUGGACAGCAGCCGCGCCCGCACCCUGCCCAAGAUCAGCUACGCCAGCAAGCUGAAGGAGAACCUGGAGCGCCAGCCGGCCCGGGUGCCAGCCUCCGCCCUGCGCACCGCCGGCCCGCUGCCCAACGGCUCCCCGGCGCUCGGGGCCAUCUUCCAGAACCAGUGGGGGCUGUGCUUCAUCAACGAGCCGGGCGCCGGGCAGCCCCCCGGCCGGGAGCAAACGGCGCCCGCCACAGGGCACAGCCGGGACUGCUGGCAACACAUGAGCCACGAGGACUGGGAGGAGGCGCGGGACUAUCAUGCGGAAGCAUGGGAUCAUAUAUGGAAGCUGCACAGACAAGCUCCCAGCAGAGUCACGGUCUACGCUGACCCCCUGGACGGCAAGGGUUAAACGGGGGCUGUCGCUGUGAGCCAGGCGGGGGAGGGCCAGGACCCCCCCGAAGACUCACCGCGGCGCAGCGCGGAGCCGGUGGGAUCCAUGGGGAGGCCCAGCCCCUGGCCCCCCCGUGCCGGUUUGACGACGGUCGUCCCGGUUUGUUGUUCCGGCCCCAGCGAGCUGCGGCUCGGGGCUGCCGCAGAUUAAAGGCAAAACAAAUUUAUUUAAA